Microthlaspi erraticum is the source of this 1368-nucleotide messenger RNA. Lineage: Eukaryota; Viridiplantae; Streptophyta; Magnoliopsida; Brassicales; Brassicaceae. The record is from the annotation of a GenBank genome assembly.
AUGGAUAAAAGCUUUCGUGUGAAAGGGAAGCAAAAGAAGUUAGAGGAAAGAAGAUGUUGGAUAAACGAUUUACCAGAUCCGAUGCUCUCUCACAUACUCUCUUUCCUCUCCACCAAAAAUUCAGUUCGAAGCAGCGUUUUAUCGAAACGAUGGAGAAGAAUUUGGUUACAGGUUCCUGUUUUAAAAUUGAGUUCGACUCUUUUCCAUGGUGACUCUGACUUUGUGGAAUUUAUGGAUAGAUUUCUAAAAUCUGAUGAAAAGCUAGACUUCAAGAGAUUCAAGUUGUAUUGUUGUUUUAGGGAGUUUUUGUCGUCUUAUAGUGAUAGUUUGUUUCAGUCGUGGAUCGAUGAUGUGGUUGGUCGUGGAGUUCGUCAUCUAGAUGUUGAUGUUAUGUCUGAGCUUUCUAUGCCUCUGUCACUUUACUCAUGCAAGACAUUAGUCAGCUUAAGUCUCUACAAUGUAACAUUAGCGUAUCUCAAACCCGGAUCAGUUGUUUCUCUGCCCUGUCUCAAGACUAUGCAUAUAGAGUUUGUAAAGAUUGAUGGCUCAUUCAUCUUGCAUAUGCUCAUACCUAGCUGCCCGGUUCUUGUAAAGCUAACCAUAAUCACUAAUCCCACUGAGCUUUCUGAUCUUACAUGCGUACGCUCACAAUCCCUGAAACUCUUGACCUUUGGGAUUAUACUUUCGGAAGAUGGAGUUAUCAAUGAUCAUGCUGUUGAGAUCGAUGCUCCGAGGCUUGAGCAUAUGAGUCUCAGUGAUCACGUAUCUAAGAGCUUCACCAUACGCAGAAUUAGUCCAUCUGCUGUGGUGGACGUUGAUGUUAAUUUUGGUAUGGAGUGGCGUUAUUUAUUGGACCUAGAUGAUGAUGAUGAUGAUGCUGAUGAUUCUUCCGAGAGAGCUAUGGUCCGUAAUUUCCUCACAGGGGUAUCUGAAGUUAGUAGCAUGAAGAUCUCUUAUGCUACUCUAAAGGUCAUAAAUGAUUACUCGAAACUAGAAGAGUUACCAAAGUUUGGUAACUUGACUUGGUUACGUGCUUCGUUCCAUGAAUCAUCUUUGGAGUUGCUGCCAACAUUUCUUGGUUGCUGUCCGAGUCUACACUCACUUGUCCUGGAAUGUGACUCCUACAUAGAGAUUACGCCUAGUCAAGUCUCAUAUGUGCCACUAUGCUUUGUAUCAUCUCUCAAGUUUGUUAAAAUUCGUCUACCGGUUACAACAAGGACCGCAAGCCGGAUGACAUUAGCAACAUACUUUCUGAAGAAUUGUGCAGUCAUGACGGAACUGGUUUUAAAAGAGGGUUUUGGUAACAUCAUCAAGGAGAUAAGAAAAAUUCCAAGGAAGUCUAGAGGAUGUAAAAUUGUCAUGAAGUGA